AUGGUCAUAGCUUAUCUACCACAGCAUGAGCUUGAUGCCAAGGAAGAUCAUCCGUAUCCAGAACCGGCAAUUCCUCCAUUUGCCGGCCGGCUGGGGGGCAACCAGGACUUUAUCCUUGACCGGAAUGAUCCGAAAAAUGUGAAAGUCCUGGAGCAGGUGCCCGAUGCGGCUCCCUGCAUGACCGUGGCCGAGAUCUUCGAUCUCCGGGGCUUUGCGAGUCCAGAUUUAUGGAAGUUCGCAAUGCUGGAAUGUGUCGCCAGUUUGAUGAAUGUUUUUAUUUCAUGCUGGGUUACGACGCAUCCCCUUUCCAAGACCACUUCCCCGACAACCGAAGCUGGAGUCUAUACCACUGUCACCUUCUUCUCCCCUCUCUUCGGCGGCAUCACCAAUCUUCUUUUGACUCCCCUCUUGAUCUUUACCUUCUCCCCCUCCAGUGGAGGCCACAUUAGCCCGACUAUUACUCUGGCCACCUUCUUCGCCCGGAUUAUUUCCUUCCCACGCAUGGUACAAUACAUAGGCGGACAAACACUAGGUGGUGCAUUGGCUGGCUUUGCCUUGAACAGUGCUUACGGUAAUCGAGAGUUUACCGUAGGUGGAUGCCAUAUUGAUUCUUCCAUGGUGCCGGCCAAGGACGGUCUGGCUAAGGUGUUUGGCCAUGCGACGUCGCCUUGGUUAGUGGGGAUUGUUCUGGGAAUUGUCAGCUGGGGAACCGCUUUUACCCGGGAGGGCUAUAUCGGAGCCAGCCUUAAUCCCGCGCGGUGCUUGGGAGCCUAUGUGGCGUCCUCAUUUCCCACUUAUCAUUGGAUCCACUGGGUUGGACCACUCGCGGCUGCCAUCGGGCACGGCCUGGUGUAUUUUGCUGACCCACUUUGGACCGAGACGCGGAGUUCGCCGUGA
Penicillium subrubescens is the source of this 897-nucleotide messenger RNA. RefSeq lists its product as uncharacterized. The transcript has 5 exons. Gene Ontology annotation, molecular function: channel activity. Gene Ontology annotation, cellular component: membrane. Lineage: Eukaryota; Fungi; Ascomycota; Eurotiomycetes; Eurotiales; Aspergillaceae. Bases 1 to 897 code for a protein of 298 amino acids. Gene Ontology annotation, biological process: transmembrane transport. The record is from RefSeq and is a predicted model, not a curated record.